This is a messenger RNA of Myxocyprinus asiaticus (Chinese sucker), 1640 nucleotides long. Its product is annotated as complement factor H-related protein 2-like. The transcript has 10 exons. The coding region runs from base 137 to 1480 and encodes 447 amino acids. NCBI's taxonomy places the organism in Eukaryota, Metazoa, Chordata, Actinopteri, Cypriniformes, Catostomidae. The record is from RefSeq and is a predicted model, not a curated record.
GGAAAUGUUAUCUUUGCACAGUGAGGUCUGGUGUAAGUGAGACGUCUUUCUGACUUUGGUAAAGCAGAUUAGAGUUUCAGAGACAAAGAUUUAAAAAGGCUACAGUCAUUUGUGAAGUGAGCUCAAACGUUCAAAAAUGAAAGUUCCUAUAAAACUCCUCGGCUUUGCCUUUUUGGUUUUAUCCUUUACAUUUGUACAAGCUCAAGAAAAGGAAGUAUUUUGCACUACUCCAUCCUUGAAAAACGGGUUCACAGAAAGAGCCUCCAUAAAUGAGAAAGAAAUGUUUUACUCAUGCAAUACAGGUUAUAAACCAUUCAGUGGCAACUGGUGGGAAUCAGUGACAUGCAAAGAGAGGUCUUGGUCUGAUGAGCCACAGUGUAUCAGGAAGGAAGAAUGUGGCGCUUACCCCAAAGUCAAUCAUGGAAAAAUAAAGCAAACAAAAAAUCAUGAUAGAGAAUCUGCAGAACUUGAAUGUGAUCCAGGAUUCAAAUCAACACAUAGCUCGAUUAAAUGUGUCAAGGGUAAAUGGGAGACACCAACCUGUGAGGAGGAUGUGCGUUGUGACAUUCCUCCAGAGGUGGAAAAUGCUGUCAUACCCUCUAAACCUCAAGAAUAUUAUCCUGAAGGAUCUUCUGUAACAUACAAAUGUCGAAACUUAUUCACAAUCAGGGGGCCUAGUAGAGUUUUUUGCCACAGUGCAACUUGGGGAGAAACACCGAAAUGUGAAGCUUUCUGUUCAAAACCUCUUCGGACAGUAAAUAAUGCCAUGCUGGUAGAUGAAAACCAAGACAAGAGAGAAUAUUCACAUGGAGAUAUAGUACACUAUAAGUGUUUAAAGGGGUUUGAUUCGAGGGAGACAACUGCUAAAUGUGACGUACAAACCUGGAUUUACCCGAAAUGUAUUAAAAAAUCUCAGUGUUCCAAACCAACAAAGUACAUGACGUUUGUGACACUGUUAAAUGAGAAAAAUGUGUACAACAACUUUGAAAAUUUGUCAUACAAGUGCAAAAGUCCAUAUGAUAAAAUCCCAGAAGGUACUUGGACGUGUGAAGAUAAAGAAUGGCAUGGAGCAUUUGUCUGCACAAGUGAAAUCUGUCCACCACCACCUCAUCUUGAACAUGGAGACUAUACUGUAGUUAGAAAGAAUGGUGAAGUAAUUACAGAGGUUUAUUAUACUUGCCAAAGAGACUAUGUGCUAGAUAAACAAAAGCAAUAUUAUAAGUGUCAGAAUGGGAGAUGGGAGACCCCUCCAAAGUGUCUGGCGCCCUGUGAAAUUACAUCUGACAGUAUUAAGAAGUACAAUGUACAACCCCCCCAUUAUAAGGUCUAUGUAAAACAUGGUGAAAAGUAUGGACUUUAUUGCAAGUCUGGAUGGAAUAUUGGAGAUUGGGAGGGAUAUGAAUAUCUUUACGUGUCGUGUUCUAAUGGAGAGUUAAAAUCUGACAACACUUGCAAUGCAAGAAACUGGAGGAGAAAAUAAACUGGAGUGGAAACACCUAGUUUUAAGAUCUGAAGAUCCUUCUGAUGUAUCCAGAGCAUGAAGAUGGACAGUUAUAUGAUCUCACAAUAAAUUCUGAACUUCUACUUUUGUCAACAUUGCUUCAGAAUAAUUCUUGACAUUAAAAUUGCAUUCAAACUAU